AUGGCCGUUCGCGUCACGGGACGACGAAGUGGCUCCGGUCAGCAUGUGCCCCAAGCCGCAAAUGAAUCGGAGCUUGAAGCCAAGCUCAGGCAAGCCCGAGCGAAGAUCGGUGACCCGGAUGCAGGAGCGUUUUCGGUGCCGGUGCCGGCUUCAUCGACUUCCAUCCAACUUCCGCACGGAGCACUCAACGUCCGCCGCGAAAAUAACUUCUUCGCUGUGCGCUCGGCAACGCAGGCUACGCAACCACGUGCGGCUUCUCCGUGCAGUCAGCAGGUCCAGCAAUGCCCUCUGCAGCAGGUCCCCUUCACAGCAGCACAGAUGGUGCAGCCACGGCAUGGCGCCGUGUCUCCAACGGCAUCGCAGGGCCCACUUCAACGCGCACCUCGCCUAAGCUGGCCUCCGAGUUCACAAGGGCACCCGAGUGUUCCCAGCACGCCUUGCACUCCCAGUCCCAAGCCAUUGCCUUGCCAGGGUUCUCAGACCAGCAGGACCUCGCGGGAAGGCGCACCUACACGGCUCGCCUCCAGUCAGCUAGGUGCCAUGAGUCCAUCACGGCCAGCGGUCCAGGGCCAGGGCAUGCUGUCAAGCCCUCCCAGCCGCUCCGAUAUCCUCAGCGAUGGAAGCGAGGUGCCCAGUCGGAAGACAUUGCCUUCCGGCGUGAGACUUCAGGUGAGCACGCAAGAGGACGCGCAGCACGGACUGCAGGUCCAGAGUGUCAUGGUGACGAAAAGAAGUGAGAGAAGCGCCGAGGAUUUGCAGAAGGAAGUUGCCGUGCUUACGAACCUCCUUCAUCAGGAGCGCCGGCAAGCCAACGAUGCAUUCAACAAGCUCCACAACAAGUGGUCUUGCGACCUUCGUGCCAACGAGGACUUCAUCAAGUACUUGCACAACGAGAAAGAUCGGAUGCAACAAAAGCUGGAGGGCCUUGAGAAUGAGCGCAAGGGUGUCAUUGCCCAGUGGCAGCAGCUUGUGGCCGAGAACGAGGACUUGCGGAAGGAGCUGCGAACCAAGAACAGGCAGCUGGAGGGUGAGAACAGUGACUUGAAAGAGGCGCUGACAAGGCUUCAGAGCAGGCUUGAGGAGUUGAACAGCUUCGAGCACUUUGCUGGUGGUGAGCUUGAAGAUGCGAAGGCCAAGGUAGCUGACAUGGCAGAUGAGCUUGCGGCAGCGCAGAACCAGGUGGCCAAGUUGCAAAAGGAAAAUGCCUCGUUGCAGAAGCAGGUAGAAGUCCAGCGCAAGCUGCGUGAGGAUGAGCAGAAAGCCUCCGAGGAAAAGAACCGCCGCUGGGCUCGGGAGUGCAGCGGCGUUGGAGCUGGCACGGGAGAGGAAGCUGCGCAGUCUCCCACGCCGGAGCUUGCGACCUCCUCGGAAAACCGUUUGAAGAUGGCGAUGAUCGAUUCGUCAUCUUCUUCGACUCAACUGAAAGAUGCCAUUUCCGCCGUGGAGUCUUUGCUUGGCGAGGCGAAACGCGAGCUGAAGAACAAGCAGCUGCGCGAGCGCCGAGCGGCCUUCGAGCAGCUCCACGCGGCCUUGGAGGCCAACGACGAGCAUGCUCUGGCCCAGGCCGUCGAAGCGGCGCGGAGGGCGGAGGUCGAGGCCGAAGACGUUGCAAAGGCCGAGGCCAAGCUUGUCGAACUGCAGUCAAGGACAGAUGAUGACAGGAAAGCACAGGCUGCACAGAUCCUGCUGUCUGGACAGAAGAAGGAUGCUUUCCAUUACGUCAAGAAGGACAACGUAGAUGCCGUCAAGACUAUCUUGGAGAGCCUGGAUGACACGGUGCGUUGGCAGGACUGGCGCGAUUACUGCGGAAGGACACUGCAAAGCUAUGCCAGAGAAAUGAAAUCUGAUCAGGUGUCGGAAUUCCUCACAUCGAUGGCCAGUACCUCCGAUGCCUCACCAGCCUCGCGGUCGGCGCUUCGCUCGGAGAAGAGCCGCGCCUCCGCCGCGUCCGCCCCGUCCGCCGCCUCCGCAUCCAGCCGGCCGUCCUCGGUGGCUUUGGACGAGGACGACGAGGACGAGACGGAAGCCGAGGUCGGCGUGGAUGGCGAGGAGACUUCGCACCUGGUGGCUCUGACCAACUGCAACAAUGUGGAUCCUCAGGAAGAUUAUUCGGAGGAUUAUUUUCCCUCCAACUGGGUCGAGGAGAAGGUUUCGCACGCUCACAGGCCGAAAGAAGUAACGCGGCAGGUGUCGGAAGCAACCGAGGAGGGCGAGGAGCUAGAGGAGCCUGAGAUUUCUCUCUCACAGGAGGAAGUUGAUGCAUUGAAGAAAGAGGCUUUCCGAAAUGUGGUUCAGAACAAGAUGCAGGAGCUGGAUGACGUGCUGGCGCAGCUGCCCGUUCGGGUAUGGUCGAGCUGGGAAAACAAAGCGGGAAAGGACUUGAUAACCUUGUCACAAGAGCGAGGGUCCAGUGGAGCUUACUGCAUUCUGGCGAAAAGGCUUGGGAUUGUGCAGGAGCUGAAGAAAGAUUCCUUCGAGGAAAGGGAGGAUGUGUGGGUUUUCUUGCCUGGUGAGGUCCAGCCAUUGCGAGCAACUGUUUUGGAGGACACUCCUGAAGAGCAAGAUGAUGUUCUAAUCCAGUAUUGGGAUGGUGAUGAGCCUGAGAAGCGCAUAGAGAAUGAGCCCAUCCUCAUCUAUCCGUCCUGUGCGCUCUGCCGCUGGCACCCGCUCAGAGAGGUCUUGGUUCCGUCCUCUGCUCAUCUCGCCUGGCUCUGCUUUAUCGAUUUCCAGGAUCUGAUCCAAAAGCACCUGAACAAGCCCGCACAACUGCCUCGCUGGCUGGUGAAGCAUCUGGAGUUCGAUGUGCUCAUUGCGCAUGCGCUCUUGGAUGGAGCUGCAAUCUAUUCCCAGGUGCUGACAGCUGAGGUGGCAAGUGAGCUCAGGGAGUAUCAUGCCGGCCUCCUUUGCGCCACCAGCGUGGAUGAGGUCGACGAACCCGCGGAGCUGCAAGUGCCUGCCACUUUCAAGCUGCCAGCGCUUUCUUUGCUACAAGUCACCAACCAGGUGUCUCCUUUCGUGAACUUCCUGACAAGUCAUACGAUCCAGCGACAAGAGCAAAUCGAGCUCUUUAGUGCUUCGAAGAGCCUCAGCAAGGCUGCUGUGCAGCAGCUCUACGACCUCUGUCGCAGCCAGCCGCUGCUGGGUCGUUGCAUCUGCCUCUCGCUCUCACCCCCGGGCUGUGCGGCGGCACUACCCACUGCAAGACGCAUUCAACAAAUGUAUCUGGGCCUAACUGCAGAUGCGCUUCUGCAGUCGUUCAAGUCUGAUGCUUGGCGAUACUUGAAGUUCAUAGAGGUCAACGAUGCUGUUGGCUGCCCCCAGUCUCUGCUUGAGCUGCUUAGCGUUCUGCUGGUCGUCGUUGUCUCUGACGUGCGGCCAACACCGGCGCUACAUGGACGUUUGCAGGCUCUCGUUUCCAUGGCUACUUCGACAGCAAGCCUGUCUACAGUACCGGGGAUCGAGGCCGGCGAUGGCACCGUGUCGACUGGCGCAGGGGGCGAAUGCGAUAUCGGAGAGGUUGCCGUUGCUGCGGCUUCGCGUACUCUGGCGGCAAGCUUCACCCAGGCACUGCCAGCCGAAGGCAGCGCCGCACUGAAGCCCUGGGACCAUCUUCGUCGUUUAGUGGAAGCCAGGCAUCAUUCUUCGCACUUUGGGUCAGCUUCCACGGGGACUGGACAGUCGAUCGCUGGCAGUUCAUCCAGGUCCUCAGCCUUGCACUACUCUUCCCUUCUCAAGCAGAUCAGGGGCGAUGCGCCUCCCGGGGCCGAUGGUAAGCUUGAACGGCCCAGACUCGACCAAGAUGUGGCAGUGGAAGCGCAUGCUCGACUCGACCGGAGCUUGGCAGAGGCAUGGGAGGAGCACAGCCAAGCUCCGCUGGAUUUCGCCCGGAACGCAUUUCUGCACCGAACCAAGAUCUACGAGGCUUUCCUGGCGCACACUUCUGGCACUUCGCACUCUGCGCUGCGACUGUUCAGCAGCCUGGAGGACAAGCUGCUGAGGCUAAAGUCUUCGCAAGCAUCCCUGCCACCUGCGUUUGAGUUGCUUCAGCUGCUGGACCCUGCCACGUACAGCUUCAAGGAGCCACCCAUCACGUUUUGGGAUGCAUACUUCGAGUUCACCAGGGUGGCUGGCACCCACUGUUUAGAAUACGUCAUGGAGACCGCCUCUGGCUUCAUCAAGAAACGUGACUUCUGCACGUCUGCGUGGCUACUGGCCCCCUUCCCGCAGCUCAAGCCAUUGGUCGUGCUGCUUUGCUGGGAGGAGUUCCGCCGCGACGUGGAAAGCCUCCAGCAGCUCCUCGACACCUUGUGGAAGAGCUAUGCGCAGGAAACCCUGCGAGACAGCACCAAGGUGGGCGACCUCCUCGUCGAUUUCUGGGUUGAGGUGCUGAACUAUCGGCUCAGCGCUGCCGGCUGGAUCUCUAAAGUGGUCGUAGAGCAGGCUGCCUCUGUACCUUCCCAGCGGCAGCAAAGGAGACAGGUUCGGCAAGAGCAGCAGAAGAGAUUGAAGGAGCGCAAGCACCGCGAGCAGGAGAUUCGCGAGGAUGACCGGAAUGACUCGCCGGCCGUCGAGCCGGAGGUGCAGGAGACUGUGGAGUCGCAGGUCGAGGUUGCAGCGGAUGUCCUGGACCAAGUCACGUCACACAGCAUUUUGUAUGUCAUGCGUCCAAACCUCCCUUUGGUGGACAGCCGCACGCUGCUUUCCUCCUUGCAUUCGCUGCCCCAGCUUCGACAGGCGCAAGCAGCCCUGGAGCAUUCCUAUGAUCUAGACCUGGCGCGGUGCUACUACACCGUUCGGUGUGCGAUGUAUCUUGUUGAAAGCUGCGUGGAGGGAGGGUCAGAGACUGGAGGCGCAAUGCCCGGCCACAAGGUCAUCGAGGGUGGCAUCCACGAGCUGGACAGUUUGAUCAGCUCUAUCCAACGAGACCACAUGAAGGUUUCUGUCUUCUUGUUCAUCUCUUCCCUCUGCUUCGCCAGGCAUCAUCACCUCUCGUCAUCUCGCACCACACCCAAUGCAGCCCAUGCGGCAAACUUUCUCGUGCCGCCUGGCGUAUUGCUUUCAUUGCUUGUCCUUCUGCGACAUCACCUUCAACCCCUGGCAGCUUCUGGACCGAGUGCUGAGCUUGAGACGAUCCAACAGCUCCAGCUUUUUGCACAGGAGACUAUUUGGCGCAUCUUCAUAUGCCUGAAGGAUUACAUCAUCUAUUCUCAGCUCGCGGUCCCCGGUGGUUUCGUGUCGCUAGCACCUUCGCAGCGCACGGGGGAUCUUGGCAUAGCAGAGGGCACCGCACGGGAGUGGGCUGCGGCGGUGGGGGCGGUCAUCGUUGGAGACAUGGACAAUCUUGGAGGCCUCCAAGGUGCAGCUGCUGAAGGGGCUGCUCGGAAGGGAGUCGCAGGCUUGGAGGUUGCUGGUGAGCUCCAUCCGUUGCGCCAGCUCUGCACCCCCAUGGAGGUGCCCUUAUCACUUCUGCCCUCCACCUUCAUUCCUCGCAUGUUGGCAUGUCCGGCUACGCUGUUGCAGCGCUCCUUGAAGAUGAACGACUAUGCUCUGAGCUGGCAGCUACUGAACCACUUCCCUGCCCUACAAGGAGAUCAUGUUGAAAUGGCCGUUCGGAUUGCAGAACAGUUCAAGGAGCUGCGACAGUUGCUCGAGACUAGAGGCAAGCCGGCUGUGCAGGAAGAGGAGGAGUCUGAGUCCAAGGUUUCCAGCGAUGUAUCGGGGCUGGACCAGCAGCUGGAAGAAGAGUUGGAGGCGUGCUUGGCAAGGCUAGCUGAGACACUUCCCGCCGCUCAAGGUGCGUCGGAGGCGCAGCAUGUGCUAGGUUGGCUAUCACGGCCGCUGCUUGCAUUCUAUGUCCUCGUCGAUCUAGCAGUGUCAGCAGCCCCAUUCAGCCAGAUGAGCACAUUCCUGCUCAAGAAAGCAACGCAUUGGCUGGUUGCCGAGGAAGUGGGCCCUGGCGUUGAACCGGUCGUCGCGGAUGCCAUGCGGAGCUUCUUCCAGACUUGGGUGGAACGGCUUUGUGUCCUGAUUGAAGUCCGUCCAGAGCUACGAGAUCGAGCCUCCCUGGCUUCCAUCAUCCUGGGCAUUGAAACUCUGCCGUCAGAGCCGGCUCUGCUGAAGUCCCACCUCAAUCGCUUGCAUACCCAGCGGCAUGCGAUCCUGUCGCUGGUGGAAAGCGUGGACUUGGUCAAGAAAGGACAGACGUCAGCCUCGCAAAGAACGCUUGUGGACUUCUUGUCAUCGGCCAUUACAUCUCUGAACCGAGAGGAGGAGGACAGUUCCAAGGUGGCAGGAACUGAAGCUGGUGACCGCGAGGAUGCUGUUCAGAUCUCGGAAGGCUUAGGCUCCUCGAGGUACCUCCUGCGCUUUUUGGAGUACCUGGCGAGAGUGGCUGAUCUCAUGCACUCGGCCUCGCAGGAUGCCGGCACGCGAAAACCCAAGAAGACUUCUGUGGAGGCCGUGAGGCGGCGUGAAGCUGUGACACUGACGUUCGAAAGCUCAUCCACUGCUGGAGCUACCGCAGCCGAGACGAACGAGGAGACCAUGGAUGAGGCUGCCGGGGUGACGAAGCUCUUCGACGUCCUUGCUGAGCCGCCCAAGGGCAUUGUUGCCAGACUGCUCUUCGAACUGGGCGGACAUCGCCAGGCAUUGGCUCUCUCAGAAAUCACGAGCAUCGACAUCGUAGAAGUGAUUGUAAAUGCUUCGUUCAAGUGGAGCGAUGGAGAGAGCCAGAACAGCUUGCUGAGCACUCUUCCCAGGUAUCCAAUGUCCAUGGAGGUGGUGCAGUACCUCGCACAGCACGAGAGGGCGCUACCUAGAGUGCGCUGCUCUGAGGCGCCCUUGCUGGCUACAUUGGCUUGCUUGGAGUGCCGUGGCCAGCACUGGCCUUCCUGGCCGAUGCUCCGCUUCGCAAAGGAGCAGAGUCGACGCUUCCCUGCAUUGCAUCGAUGGGUCGAGGAGCGUUGGCACACCUUGCGCGCGAUACGAUGGGCAGAUGCUCGAUCCGAGGGCAAAGACGCUGAGAGCCUUCCGUCAUGUCUGCAGGUGACUGACGAUGCAUCUGAAACCGAAAGUGCGAGAGAGGGUGGUGCAUUUCCAGAUUCUGAAGGCAUCGGAUACACGGAAGAGGAGUUUGCGAAGCUUGAUCCAGAGGACCAACUGGCCCUGCAAGCUGCUGGCGACGAUCAAGAGGCGAGCAUGUCUGCGGCAUUCACGAAGCUGGUGAAUGCUCUCAUCGCCGAAGAGCGCUACGAGGUCGCACUGCAAGCGUGCGACGAGUAUCUACCAGUGGACAGUGACCUCACAGAUCAAGUGCUUCACCUCUACCUCAAGAGUCCUCACGAGCAACCCCCAUCUGGUUCGCACGAGUCUGCCGUGCAUCGUGAGCUCUUGGACCACGAGUGCAUGUACCGUGUGAAGGGCCACACGCUGGCAGCGCAACUAACUCUGGAUAGGUAUAAACGUUGGGAUGUCGAUACGGCAGUGCAGACUCUUUCCAUGUGUCUCCAUCGCAUUGAGAAUGAGCCAAGUGCAGACAGCAAUGAGGCUGGGCGAGCUGCAGCAUUGAAGCAGGAGCUUCGCAGGAUCUUGCAAAGGAUGGUUUCAUUCGAGAAGAUCCUGCAAGUCUCCGACGGACGCUGGCAAGUGUGGCAGGAGAUAGAGGACAUGAGCAAGAUGCAGGUUGGAGAGGCUGUGGAGCAUCUCCUGUCCUUGCAGCAGCAUGACAUGGCUCGCACACUCGCCCAGAUGUAUGGCAUGACAGAUCCCUUGCACUCCCUGGAACUGUCAAGAUUGCACUAUUUGUUCACUACGAAGCAUGACAAGACGAAUGCGGUCAACAGGCUGCUGUCACUGCCACCUUCACAAGCAGUCUCGUUUGCACUGCAGCUCCUGGAUAUGUUCGAUGUCAUUCAGCACCGAGCUCUUCUCUGCCAAAUGCUCUUGAAACAACUCCAGUCCUGGUUGACGCCUGGGGAGGAAGAGCGCUUGCGAGUACUGCUGGCAUCGCUGCAACUUCUGGGUGAAGUUAGUGAGACGAUGCGGCCACAUUUUCUGAAGCUCCUCAGGAAACCGGAACUCAUCGUCGAAAGCCUGCUCAUGAAUGCGCGCGUCGACCUGCUGAAGAAAUUCCUCGAAGAUUUUCCAGAGUAUCGGCACGACGAACUCAUUCUGCGGUACGCACGAAAAGCUUUGGCACUGCAGUCGUCUUCUCAGACUCCAGUUCUGACAGACGACGCAGUCGAGGAAGACGAGAACGACGCGGAGUCAAGAUUGGAAGCUACUGCCUCCCCUGGUCACAGAGCACAUCAGGCUGAGGAUGAAGGCCUUGGCGGUCCAUGGUGCCUCACUGGUUCCUCUCGGAAGGACUUGGAGAUUCGAAGGAGGCAUCACUUCGAAGAGGCACCCAACAGUGGUCUGACAGAACGGAUCCUCGAGCUGUGCUCCGACAGCCCCGACAACGCUGCAGCAUGUUUCCACAUUUGUGACGAGCUUUCCCUUCGACUGUAUGACCUUACGCCAAAGUCCGGUCCAGGGAAGACCCUGGCCACCGCAACACCCUGGCAGCCUGGUACCCCUCUAACAUCUGUCCGGCUCCUGACGUUUUUGAUUCGACGACUGCUGAGCUAUCUCCAAGGAAAGUUUGCAGGCGCCGGGGCAGAGGUUCAGCUGAAGCUCGAGAGAAGUCUGAAGAAUCUUGACUUCAUUCCACGUCUUUGGCAUGUCAGCGGUCGCAAGGUCGGCUUGGCGCAGCUUUGUGACCCGAAGAGUGCUGCGGAGCUUCGGGACGGCCUUGUGGCGGAGGAUCAUCUUGCUCUGGCGCUGGAGCUGUGCAAGCGCUGCAGUGGCGAGCAGCAGAUCUCGAGCAAGGACAAACUUGAUCCUACAGAUGGUUCCUGGCAUAUCUCUGCAGACCCAGUCAGGGAAGCGAAGGCAGUGGCUUUUCAGCGGCUCCGUCGAUUCGAGGAAGCGAGACAGGAGUACAGCAUGACUGACGACACUGUGACUCUCGGAGCUGAACCCCGGGCUACUGAAAGAGCAUUGACUGCAUUCGAGGAUGCAAUGCGAUAUCCACCGCUGUACGACCUGUCUGCUCUGGAACAGCAGCAAAGCAUCUACACGUUCAACUCCUUGCAACGGAAGUUGUACCGCUCGACAGCAACCAUGGCGAGCCUGCCAAUGUUCCUACUUCCAGGCUCUGGUCACGAGAGAGGCAGAGAGCAAGCGCAACAGGAGGUGCCAGUUGUUCCCAUUUCCAAGCCGCCUGACAAAUGGAUCCGACACCAAGGAUCUGGUGGACUGCAGCCUCCGGCGGGCGACAGGACUGUCGACCAGAGUGGUGACGGUUGUGACCGGGAAGGCAACACGGCAGCUGCCAAGGCUGCAAUGCAGCUCACAGCGCUUGAGGACCGACUGCAAGAUGCAGUGUGCAACAUGAGGCAGCGGACCAGGCUGCGCCGUGGUCACGAAGUUGUGUGCAAUCGCUCGACGACAAGCGAGUUCCAGGAAACCACUCUGGCGAAUGCCGUGACCUUCCUUACUCCGCCAAUUCAUCCCGUGGAAAUGUCACGCUGGUCUACCCUCACUGACAUGGUCAGCCUCAGAAAGACGACGAAGGCCCGGCACGCAAGCAAGAUCGAUGCGAUGAGCCUUCCUGGAGACGCUGUGCUCGAAGAACCCAAGCCUUUGGGAGGCCCAGCGCAGCAGUCUGAAGAGAAGAGGGAGAACAAGGAGCGGCUUGAGGAGCCUCCACCGUCCAGUGAAGCUGACCAGGCCUGUGACCCGGUUUUUGAGGAGGAGGAGGAAGCAAGUGUCGCGCCAGAUGUCAGCUACGACAAGCUCACCAUGGACAUGUCCAGCAUAUGCUGUGGCUGCUCUUCCUCUCAGAACUUGCGCAGCCCGAGCAACUUGUGGCCAGAGGAUCGCGAGACCCACAGCAUCAUGCCAGCUAGCCCCAUGGCCUUGCCUUCAGCGGCCCCUUUAUUUUGUGCAUUCAGCUCAUCCUCCGGGCGGUUGAGCACCGCUUCCUUCUACGAGCUCCUGUGUUUUCAGGAAAACUAUGGCUCUGCUGAGUCGCUGAUCUCUCUGCUGGUCCGGGAGCGCCGCCUUGCUCAGGCAUGUCAGUACAUCUUCAAUGAAAAAGCAGACAAGCGCCUGUUUGUGGACGUCGUCGCGCAUCAUUGCCUGGCACACAACCAGUUCCAUGAGUUGCAGAAGGUGAUCCUCGACUUCGACCCCUCACUUCAAAAAGUGCAGGAAUACUUGAACUCCGUCAAGGAAUUUCUGCGCGACAGACGUGCACUGGACUUGCUGUAUUCCUACGAAGUCUUUACCAGGAACUUUGUCAAUGCGGGUUUCCUCGCCAUCUCGCUUUUCGUGCAGUCGUCCACCUGGGAUGCCCGGGUGGGGCACCUCCAAAAUGCAGAAGCUCACCUUGGGUUUGCUCACCGGAAACUCUUGAGCCGAAAGAAGGGGGAGGGGAAGGACGGAACUGGUGAUGGGACUUCAGAGAAUCCCAGCGCCGCAGCGCAGGAGAGCAUGACGGCGUCGGGAGACGCUGUCAGUCUGGAAGCCAAAAUGGGGAUCGCCGACAUCAAGAGGAACCUCGAAACCGUCCGGAUCCAACGCGCCGUCUGCGAGGCGAUGCCCACGAGCAUGCCUCAAAAUGCCGUGCUCUUCGGUGACCUCCCGGCACAGUGCGAGGUUGCAGAGCUCUUGAUGGUCAACGGGCAUUUCAAGCUGGCUCUAAAGGUAAUCGAAUUCCUGGAUUUGCCUGCAGUGGAGCUUUGUAUUCGUGCGUCAAACCAAAUAGCCACACAUCAGGCACGGUGUUCCACUGGUUCCAUCGCACCGGUCGUGAAAUUCUUGGAGGCCAUUCCCAAGCUGCCGCCGGUGGAAUGG
This is a messenger RNA of Symbiodinium sp. CCMP2456, 10899 nucleotides long. The record is from the annotation of a GenBank genome assembly. NCBI's taxonomy places the organism in Eukaryota, Dinophyceae, Suessiales, Symbiodiniaceae.